GCUAUGCAGGGGGAAAGCCUAGGGACGGAUGUGCUGCUGACAGCUCUGAAGGAAGAAGGCAUAGGACAGACAGACAGACAAGGCUGUAGGAUUCCUGAAAUCCCCAACACCCCCACCAGGGGCUUCGCUCCCCCCAUGGCUGCCGCUAACAGCAUUAUCGUGCUGGAUGAUGAUGAGGAGGAGGAUGAAGCAGCUGUCCAGCCAGGGCCUUCCUAUCCACCUCCAAUUCAGGCCCCACCCCUGGCAGCAGCCUCUGAUUCCCUCCAGUCCAGUGGGGAAGGCAGCAGCAGUAGUGGGGGCAGCAAGAAAUGCUACCAGCUGGAGAAUGAGAAGCUGUUUGAAGAGUUUGUUGAUUUGUGUAAGAAGCAGACUGGAGAACACCCUGAGGUCGUCCCAUUCCUCUGUAACAGAAGGCUACGUGCUCGACCUACGUUUUUGGCCUCAGCUGAGCUCCGAAAUGUGCUCUCUAGAGUCCUCUCCCGUGCCCAAGCCCGGCCUACCAAGCUCUAUGUCUACAUUAAUGAGCUUUGUACACUGCUCAAAGCCCACUCCACCAAAAGAAAGGUACCCCUGACCCCUGCUUCCACUGAAUCCCCUGGGGAUGCACCUCCUGCUGAUCCUUCCUCUAACCCUGCCCCUACUGAAGAUACUGCUCCUGACUCCCCACGACCCCGAGGUUCACGGAGGCAGAUCCAGCGCUUAGAGCAGUUGCUUGCAUCAUAUGUGGGAGAGAUAAAACAACUACAAGAAAAGGAGCUGGACCUUUCAGAGCUAGAUGACCCGGACUCUGCAUAUUUACAGGAGGGGCGGCUGAAACGUAAGCUGCUAGGACUUUUUGGGCGUCUGUGUGAAUUAAAAGCAUGUAGCUCACUGACAGGCCGUGUGACUGAACAACGGAUACCAUUCCGGGGCACUCGAUAUCCUGAGGUCAACCGCCGUGUGGAGCGUCUCAUCAAUAGGCCUGGCCCAGACACUUUUCCAGAUUAUGGAGACGUCCUUCGGGCUGUGGAAAAGGCAGCCACGAGACAUGGCCUCUGCCUCUCCCGGCGACAGCUCCAGCUCCUUGCUCAGGAUGCUUUUCGAGAUGUUGGGACCAAGUUACAGGAGAGGCGCCAUCUUGAUCUUGUCUACAAUUUUGGCUGUCACCUCACAGAUGACUAUAGGCCAGGCAUUGACCCUGCAUUGUCAGAUCCAGUCCUGGCUCGGAGGCUUCGGGAGAACAGGAGCUUGGCACUCAGUCGGCUCGAUGAAGUGAUCACCAAAUAUGCAAUGAUGCAAGAUGAGAGUGAGGAGGGUGAGAGAGAGAGAAGGAGGGCAGCCCGGCUUUCCCAAGGAAAUUCCCCUCAUAACGAAGACCUUCAAACAGCAUCCACAGACUUGGGAGAGGGCCCUAGUGGAAAAAAGUCCACAACUUCCCCUAAGGUCUCCAAAAUUGAGACUGAUGAGGAUGAGGAAGAUGAGGAUGAAGAAGAGGAAGAGGAAGAUGAGGAAGAUGAAGAGGAGCUCACAGAUUCAGAGGAAGAGAUGGAAGAGAGCCAAGAGGGUAUAGAGGAAAAUGAGCCAGGUAAGAAUUAUAUAGAUUCUCAGUCUCCAUCUCAGAAGACUGCUGAGCAGGAGCUGGACCCUGAACGGGGAAGCAAUAGCAGUAGUUCUUCUUUGGAGGAAGAUGAAGCAGGAAUACCUGGAAGGAAGACACCUGUUCCCAUUUGCCUUGAAAAUGAAGACAAUGGGGAACAGUUCCCAUUAGAAGACUUGUCCCAGGAUGUUGAAAGCCCAGCCUCCCAACUAUUUGAGUUGGUGAUUGAAGCCUUACCCUUGGACACCGUCCCCUCUCCUGAGGAUAGGGACCUCCCUUCUCCCAAGAAGUGCCCAGUACCUCCCCUCCCUACCAGCCUCCUGGAGAAUGGGGCAACCACUAUUACCUCUAAUUCCUUCAAUGGUGGGGUGUCUCCUAACACCCUGAGGGUUCCUAGUCCCCCCCUCAAGAAGUCUCGGAAGGAAGACAUAACAGAAAGAGAACUAAUUGAACACAGCUGCAUUGAGGUUCAAACUACAGAUGAACAAGAGAAUGGGAAGAGGUGUCACCUCCCCAGUGCCCCCUCCCCCUUGGCUUCUUCCCUGGUUCCAGUUGCUGACUCUUCCACUGGAGCAGAUUCGCCCAGCCAUGGCUUGAUAACCAGCUCUAGGUGUAGCCCUCAACCAUCCAGGCCCCCUAGACCACAAGCUCCCAGGCCUGGAGUCUGCAAGAUGAGUGUGGCAACACAAUGUGACCCUGAAGAGAUCAUCAUCCUCUCAGACUCUGACUAGCUGUCUGGUUUUCCCUGCCCUCACUUCCCACGGUUUUAUUUGGGGGGGAGGGGGGAGCUGAGCUGUAUUCCCUUUUUGUUGGUGUUUUGAAAAAUUAAUAAAAACUUUAAAGGUUUAUAAAAAUGAAAAUAAAUAAAUA
Gracilinanus agilis (Agile Gracile Mouse Opossum) is the source of this 2446-nucleotide messenger RNA. RefSeq names its product death domain associated protein (gene DAXX). The record is from RefSeq and is a predicted model, not a curated record. Gene Ontology annotation, molecular function: histone binding. The coding region runs from base 4 to 2307 and encodes 767 amino acids. The transcript has 8 exons. Lineage: Eukaryota; Metazoa; Chordata; Mammalia; Didelphimorphia; Didelphidae.